Podospora pseudocomata is the source of this 697-nucleotide messenger RNA. RefSeq lists its product as uncharacterized. Lineage: Eukaryota; Fungi; Ascomycota; Sordariomycetes; Sordariales; Podosporaceae. The record is from RefSeq and is a predicted model, not a curated record. Bases 374 to 697 code for a protein of 107 amino acids. The transcript is spliced from 2 exons.
CUCCUUCCCUUCGUUGCUGCCCGCUUCAUCAUCUUCUUCUCUUGAGCAACUCAAACGUAGCACUUUUCUAUUUGCUUUGAAGUUAACUGCGACAGUCUUUUUGACAGACAACAACCUUACCUACUCACAUACACGCGCGCGGUAAUAGAGACCCGGUCUUAUUUGCAAUUGAAAACCAGCAAACAAGCACCCAGCCUGCUGAACACCACCUAGGCAAUUCGAAACACCCACAGGCGUCGGCUUUCCAAAGCAGCGGCGGGCCUCCCACUCCCCGACCCGCUAUGAGAGUGGAAACAAACGCCCGGCAUACUGCUACUACCAACUAGAGAUAACUUACAAUUAACGUCCGUUUUCUUUUCCCCUGAACAAGAAAAUGCGCAACAAGCUUGUGAAAGCGAGGCCGAAUUCCACAACUGCAAAGGCAUUGGGGUUUUUUAACAUACAUCAGGAUCGUGGUGACGGUGAUGAACGCACUAAUUUGGAGUGUGCAUUUGGUUUAUUUCCAAACAGAAGCCUCCCCUUCAUCAUCUACGCGAAAUUCCGUCGACGCACCGCUAUCUUCCCCACGAACAGCAACCACAGUACCAGCCCCGAAUCAACAAGCACAAGCCGCCAUCACCUCUCCACCUACUUCACCAAGCCCAACAAGCCUCACCAGAUCCCCGCUGCCACCACCUCAAUCCCCUUCAAGCAAUAA